AUAUGUAUAUAUAGGUUUUUUCGCCUUUGCAAUGUAAAAAUGUUCACACCAUCUAAAUGUGUUGGAUUCUUGAAAAAGAAAUUCAGACAAAAUAAUCUGAUUGGUUUGUAUUUUUGUUUUCGUUGAUGAUUUUCAGAUUUCCAUGUAGAAUCGGCACUUGUCGAACUCCGAUAGAUAUAACGGCAUGUGAAUUAAUCGCGGGUGAAAUUUUCCCGGAAUUCGUUGUGAAGGCCAUUCUCUAUCCGGGAGCCAUAAUAACUUCUUUUACGGAGGGUAAAAUCGUCCCGAAUCGCGAUCAGAUUCUGACUUCUUACAAGUCUAAUAUGAGCAAAGCACCUCCCACAACUGAUCUCAAACAAUUGGAGGUUAUUACAGGAAGUUACCUAUGUGUGGCUGGAGCGAUAUUAGGACUUAUAAAACGAGGGCGAAUGAGCGUAUGUGGUUUAAUUUUAGUACUGUGGGGUAUUGUACGAGAAACGUUUGUCGGUAAAUAUCGAAGUGAAGAUGUUUGCGUAUAUCCAGAAAUGAUUGUGACAAUAGUUAUAGCAUUGUUUUCGAUGAGAAGGGAUGUGAGAAAGCUUAUUAGAUGUUGUUGAUUUGACUUCAUUGUUAAAUGGCUAAGUAAUUAAU
Molecule: messenger RNA, 630 nt
Organism: Erythranthe guttata (spotted monkey flower)
Lineage: Eukaryota; Viridiplantae; Streptophyta; Magnoliopsida; Lamiales; Phrymaceae
Source: RefSeq, a predicted model, not a curated record